AUUGGGCUAUUUGGGACCUUGGUACAAGCGAUAUCAUGUUUGAUAUCAAGUGCGAGAGCUUCUGAUCUGACAUACGUCAAAUACUCCCGAAAGAAAAUCCCUGGACCCGGUCUUAGUCAGACUCCUUCAUGUUGACCCAAUUUUUGAUGACAGGAAGGUCCAGCGGGUAUGGACGCUCCGCGGAGACGGGGAUGGUCGCGGACUUGUCACUCACGUGUGCGGAUAUAACGAGAUUAUAUCUUCCUGUCUGUAGAACUUGGUGUAUUCGCGUUUAUGUCUUUUUAAAGUCGGAGUGGCUAAAAACGUACCCAAUUCCAGUACCACGUGGGGAUAAUAGCUAUCACCACUUCAAGCACCAUCUCAAGUGACCAGUCUCCAUCAUGAGCGUCUCCGAGCUUAUAAAUUCUAUCAAUGCCGCUACUGGCAAAGCUAGUGAAUUGAAUGAAGAAGAUAGAGGAAAGCUUCUUCGUGCUUGUGGAAAACUCCAAUCAAGCUUGGAGGGUCCUAGAGAUAAGUUGAUGAGGAUAAUCUUCUCCGUAAGUGUUAUAUUUCAAUACUCGGAUUGCUUCUAACGUAUAGCUAGUCACUUGAACCAUUGGCACUUAGGCUCGCUGUCGACAUGGAAAUAUUUGAUACGGCAGCUACUUUAUCCGCGGCAGGCAAAGAAAUCCGAGCUGAGGAUCUAGUUGUUCCAAAAGAUGCUGAUACUUUGCUUGUUGGUGAGUUCCAUGUUGCUCGUAGUAAAAAUUAUCAAAAGGCUCACUUCAUCGCAGUUCGAGUUAUGAGACUUCUUGUUGGAAUGGGUUUCUUUGUCGAAACAAACGGGGAAACUUAUGUACCAACACCACUAGCAAGCGCUUUCGUCACAUCCUCUCCGUACAGCCAGGCAAUAAUUCAUUUGUAUAUUCCAUAAUUUCCAAGUAUCUUCUUUGAAUCUAACACUUGCUUAGCACGACCCAAAACGAAGUAGUAACCUCUCUCCCAACAUACUUUGCCAAAACUGGCUACAAGAACCCCAAUGAUGCAUUCAAUGGCCCAUUCCAGUUUGCUCGACAAACGGAACUCCAUUGUUUUGACUGGAUAGCUACUCAACCCCGUCUCCAAAAUGCUUUCAACACUGUAAUGACUAUCCCGCGUAAUAUUGGUCGUACAGCAUGGUACAAAUACUUCCCCGUUCCAGAAAAACUCGUUGCAGCAUCGCCUACCGACCCACUUAUUAUUGAUAUUGGAGGAGGUAUCGGACAUGAUUUGAUACGUUUCAAGGAAGCAAAUCCAGAAAUUCAGGGAAGACUCAUCGUGCAAGAUAUACCAGUUGUGAUUUCUGGUAUAGCACCAGGCUCACUUCCUGAGGGCAUUGAAGCUCAACCCCACGAUUUUUUUAAACCACAGCCGAUUCAAAACGCCAAAGCUUAUUUCCUUGCCAAUGUCUUGCACGAUUGGCCUGAUAAACAAGCUUCUAUUAUCCUUGAACAGAUAAGAGACGCGAUGGCGGAGGAUAGUAUGUUAUUGAUCAAUGAGAAUUUGAUGAAAGAAGAGAAUGCUUCAUUUGAGAGUGCGUGUACAGAUUGGACAAUGAUGGGUGGAUUUUCGGCAUUAGAAAGAACGGAGAGACAAUUUAAGGAGUUAAUUGAGAGUGUGGGGUUGGUAUUAGUGAAGGUUUGGGGUGCACGAAAUGUGGAGAAUGGACCGUGGGAGGGAAGGAGAUUGUUGGAAGUCAAAAAAGGAUAAAUAAUUGGUGAUUUUUCGCUAGAGUAAAUA
Molecule: messenger RNA, 1758 nt
Organism: Sclerotinia trifoliorum
Lineage: Eukaryota; Fungi; Ascomycota; Leotiomycetes; Helotiales; Sclerotiniaceae
Source: the annotation of a GenBank genome assembly